AUGGCCAUGUUGCUUGUUCUGCCGCUGCUACUCCUUGUGUUGCCGCUCGUUGCUCCCUACCUGCCAUGGCAGCACUGCGGAAGCAGCGGCAACGACACGGCCGGCAGCAAGUACCAAGCCAACUUGCAGCUCCUCUCCACGAGCCUCCCGUCAAACGCCUCUUCCUCCCCUGCCCUCUUCACCAAGGCCAGCGCCGGCGCGGUCCCAGACCAGGUCUUCGCCCUCGCCCUUUGCCGAGGCAACACCAACGCUUCAUCCUGCCUCAGACUGCACGACGCGCGCCUUCCGUGA
Molecule: messenger RNA, 291 nt
Organism: Miscanthus lutarioriparius
Lineage: Eukaryota; Viridiplantae; Streptophyta; Magnoliopsida; Poales; Poaceae
Source: the annotation of a GenBank genome assembly